Cuscuta epithymum is the source of this 1769-nucleotide messenger RNA. Lineage: Eukaryota; Viridiplantae; Streptophyta; Magnoliopsida; Solanales; Convolvulaceae. The record is from the annotation of a GenBank genome assembly.
CGGUACUUUAUCCUCACUGUGCCCUAUGUAGAAGUGAGUAGAACACGUUCUAUUUUAGGGGAUUAUCGUCAUCUCGUGUUUCCUCCUUAUCCUUUAAUCACUAGUCACAAUUCUAGUUCUUUUUUUACUCAUAAAUCACAAGGGAUCCCUAAAUCACAAUAACACAGAAAGGUAUGUUGGAUGAGGGAUUGAAAUUAGACAAAUGGGGCUAUGAAAUCAAGACCAAUUCGGGUUCCUGUCUUGCUGCUAUCAACUCCUAUAAUCACCAGGUCAUCAGUUACGGAAGAGAGAGAUGGGUGAUUUUGGAAGCUCCUAAGCACGACCCGUGUUGCGUUUUAGGUAACAUAUUAGCUGCACACUACCUUUGCUCUAGGGACCCUUCUCUUGCACCGCCGCUCAUCGAAGCUGCCAAGUCUAAUCUUGAGAAUGCUAGCUUGUAUGAGCGGUCUGUUUUCCAGGCUGUCAAUUGUUUGGUUUUGCCAAACAGAGACGAUGACUUGGCCCUUGAGUUACAUUCUCAGUUGCUAAGAGAUUUUCCAAAAGAUCUGGCAUCACUAAAGCGGGCUCAAGUGCUCUGCUUUUAUAUGGCAAGGCCUGACCUUUCUUUAGAACUUGUUCAGAAGGUCCUUCCAGAAAAUAAAGAAGAAAAUUACAUAUAUGGAAUGCUUGCAUUUCCAUUAUUAGAACUUGGUCUAUAUGAUGAUGCCGAGAAAGCUGCAAAGAAGGGAUUUGAGAUCAACAGUGAAGAUACUUGGACUCAACAUGCUUUAUGCCACGUUUAUCAGUACCAUUGUCAUUUUAAGGAAGCAGUGCAAUUAAUGGAGCAAUGCUCAAGUUCAUGGAUUACUUUGUCAUCUUUUAUGUAUACACAUAAUUGGUGGCAUGUUGCUGUUUGUUAUUUGGAAGGUCAUUCUUCCAUGGAAAGAGUUCGCGAAGUGUAUGACCUCCAUAUUUGGAAAGAGUUGGAAAGAAGUGAUGCUAUGCCUGGAGAAGUUUACUUGAAUGCAGCUGCUUUAUUACUAAGGGUUUAUCUUCGUGGUGCUAUUGAUGUCUUUGAUGACCGCUUAAAGAUAUUAGCGGAUCGCCUUACGGAUAAAAGGUUUUGGCAUCUUGAAUGGCACCUUGAUGUGUUGACACUUUGGGUCUUAGCUUGCACUGGAGAAGUAUCUAAGGCAGAGGAUUUACUUGAUGGUCUGAAGUCCAGACUGUCCAAAAUGAGCAACAAAAAGAAAGGACUAAUGCAGAGAGCAAUGCAGCUCGCAGAAGCUCUCUUUGUAUAUGGAAAGGGUGACAGCAAAGGAGCAUUAGAUUUGCUUGAACCCGAAUUUGAUGCGGUUAAUUAUAAGAUAAUUGGUGCGUCCGAUGAACAAGUUGACGUUUUUAAUGAACUUUGGAUCAUUCUAUUGCUGAACAAUGGACAAUCUAAAAGAGCAAUAGAAGCGAUUGAGAAGCAACUAAAGAAAAGGGAAGGAGUUGUUUCCUUGUGGCACCUUCUGGAACGAGGCUACAAGAUGAGUGGACGAAAGGAUGAUGCCAUAAGAGUGGAUGAAAGGGCCCGAACAUUGGGGACCACACACUUCAACUCUUAGUUGAUCUAUGCUUCUAUAUUUAACAAAAAAUAAAUAAAAAACUACCUCUUUAUUGUAAUAUAUUUCGGGACUUUAGUUGUGUAAACAUGAGUUAAAAUCCAAAUAAAAACAUGGGAUGAUAAUAAAUCAAUGCCUGGUUGGUUUAAAUUUGUGUACGAAAUGAUGAACCAAGAAAUAAAC